Molecule: messenger RNA, 1173 nt
Organism: Spinacia oleracea (spinach)
Lineage: Eukaryota; Viridiplantae; Streptophyta; Magnoliopsida; Caryophyllales; Amaranthaceae
Product: ferritin-3, chloroplastic
Exons: 8
Coding region: 74-862 (262 amino acids)
Biological process (GO): intracellular iron ion homeostasis; iron ion transport
Cellular component (GO): cytoplasm
Molecular function (GO): ferric iron binding; ferrous iron binding
Source: RefSeq, a predicted model, not a curated record
CCUCACUUACUCCACUCACUCUCAUCUUCUACCUUCAUCUUUCUCUCUCCUUCAAUUUUCCGCCAUUUUCAAGAUGCUUCUCAGAGCUUCCCCAUCUUUCUCUCUCCUCGCCAACAAUGGCGGAGAUGCACACUCUCUCUCAUCGGCGAAUUCUGUUUCGAAUUCUCUGACCUUUUCUCCCUCCUCUCUCCGAAUUUCGUCGUCGGCGAAAAACCCUAACGGCGGUUUCUCCGUGUCGGCGGCGUUGCAGGAAUCUAACAGCCGUCCGUUGACCGGCGUUAUUUUUGAGCCGUUUGAGGAGGUGAAGAAGGAGUUGUCUAUGGUGCCUACUGUUCCCCAGGAUUCUCUUGCUCGCCAGAAAUACGCCGAUGACUGUGAAUCCGCCAUAAAUGAACAAAUCAAUGUGGAAUACAAUGUUUCAUACGUUUAUCACGCGAUGUUUGCUUACUUUGAUCGAGACAAUGUGGCACUCAAAGGUCUUGCAAAGUUUUUCAAGGAAUCUAGUGUGGAGGAAAGGGAGCAUGCUGAAAAGUUGAUGGAAUACCAGAACAUGCGUGGUGGGAAGGUGAAAUUGCAAUCAAUUCUGAUGCCUCUUUCUGAAUUUGAUCAUGAGGAAAAGGGAGAUGCUUUGCAUGCUAUGGAACUUGCCUUGUCCCUGGAAAAGCUCGUUAAUGAAAAAUUGUUGAACUUGCACCAUGUAGCUGAGAAGAGUAAUGAUGUUCAAUUACAAGAAUUUAUUGAGGGCUUUUUCUUAAACGAACAGGUUGAAGCCAUAAAGAAAAUCUCAGAAUAUGUUGCUCAGCUCCGAAGAAUUGGCAAGGGACAUGGUGUAUGGCACUUUGAUCAGACCCUACUGAACUAGGGAGACACAGCUGCUGCUUGAAGAGUUUGAUUUCUAUUGAAGAAAUUUGUCGACAUAUUGCAGGAUGGGCAGAUUUAUGCAACUUCUCAUGUCUGGAACUGGGGUUGUUUUAGUUCCAAAAGUUUUACCCUUGGUACUGUUGCUCAAAUGGAAAUGUAAGACCUGCAUUUAGUUGAUUAAGCUAGGAAAUACGUGUUUGAGUUAGGAAGAAAGUGUUAGAAUUAACUUUGCUCAUCUUAUUCGGGAUGUCCAUAUUGUUUCAGCUUAUUUCAAAACUCUAUUGAAGAAAUUUGUGGUUUCGUCCUGAGUAA